AUGCGUGCAGAGGUCCCGAUCCAGCCUAUUCCUCCAGUUACUCCGGGUCCCCCACCUAUUCCUCUGCCUCAGCCUGCUGUUCCAGUUACAAAGGCUCCAGUUGCUCCAGUGCCCCCACCUAUUCCCCCUCCUCGGCCUGUUGUUCCAGUUACUGAGGCGAGUGUCACCCCUGCCUUUUCGACAGUACCUAUAGGAGCUGAGCAUUUCCAACAGUUGAUGUCGGGCAUCAGAGGCGUGAGUGCCCUCUCCUCAUUCAGUGGCAGAGGCCACUGUAGUUGCCCCCUCCUCGUCCUCCUCAACAGCAGCAGAGAGCGCAACUUCCACCCGCCGCUCUUAGGGAUCUUCCUCAGCAGCAGAGGCAGCCAGGCAGACCUCCUCAGUAGAGACAACAAUAGCAGAGACAGUACCAGCAGAGACAACAACAGCCACAGCACCAGUAGAGGGGAUAUCCAGUAUGGUGUCAUCUUAGACUGUGUUGCGAGGACAGUUACGUUUCAUAUCCCAGGCUUGUCGUAUUCCAGUUCGUUGCCGAGCUCAGAGUGA
This is a messenger RNA of Magnolia sinica, 543 nucleotides long. RefSeq names its product actin-binding protein wsp1-like. The transcript is spliced from 4 exons. The record is from RefSeq and is a predicted model, not a curated record. Bases 1 to 543 code for a protein of 180 amino acids. Lineage: Eukaryota; Viridiplantae; Streptophyta; Magnoliopsida; Magnoliales; Magnoliaceae.